Molecule: messenger RNA, 1805 nt
Organism: Athalia rosae (coleseed sawfly)
Lineage: Eukaryota; Metazoa; Arthropoda; Insecta; Hymenoptera; Athaliidae
Product: proline-rich protein PRCC
Exons: 3
Coding region: 93-1472 (459 amino acids)
Cellular component (GO): nucleus
Source: RefSeq, a predicted model, not a curated record
CAGCUGGUAAACCGCUGUUAACUGCAGUGGGUGCAACAAUGAUACAACAAACGUUAACAUAGGUUAUAAAUAUAUUUUCAACGUUUACAAACAUGAGCUUGGUCGCUUACGGUAGCAGUGACGAGAGUGGUGAAGAAGACGAGGGCAGUGGCAAUGUUGGAAAUCUUAUCAAAAAAACCCGCACUCUUUUGACCCUACCAGCUCCAAGAAAUAGCGCCGAUGAAACUGCUCCAAGAAUAUCCCAGCCAACCUCAGAUGACAGCGAUGCCGACCUCAUUCCAGUUGUAGAGCCAAAGCUUUUUAAAAACCUGCCAAAGCCCAAACACGUGGACAUCGACGAUAGCGACGAAGUAGAGGAUAUAAAUCUGCAGAAGGAUGCUAAAUUGUCACAGGAUAAAUCUAACAGAAAAAACCGAGGACCAGUCAAAAUAUCCCUACCCUCUUUGUCUGAGUUCAAAGAUGUUGAAGAGGAAGAACAGCAGAGAAAGAGAAACAGGAUAAAACCUUCUGAGAAAGGUACUGGACUUUUUUCAUUACUGCCACCUCCGAAAGGAUCAGCAACAAAAGCCACGAUCAAAAAUCUGAUUCCUGACUCUGUUAAAAAAGUAGCACAGCCCUCUCGGUUUAUUGUGCCGAAACAGACUAAAGUAGUGCCACCGAAGAAUCAGAAUACGAAAAGUACGUCCUCCCUUACUGCCAUAAAUUAUGACUCAGAUUCUGAUGACGAUAGCAACAGUACCGGCGAUACUAAAAGCAAAACACAAGGAAAUGUUGACUUCUUUUCCUUGGCUAACAGUGGCAGAAUAUCUCCAAGCACUGACAAUUCUGAAAAAAAUUUCUUUGCACUAUCAGAAGAACCACAACCCAUUCCUCCAAAGUCCACAACCUUAGAAAUACAUCAGGAAAAAAUUCAGAACACUAUUAAAACCAGCACGGAUACAGGACGUGAGGAAAUAGGGUUUGCUACAGCUUUCCCAACCGAACAUACCAAUGAAGUAGAACCAAUGGAGGUUUCUGAAAAAACAUUAACAAGCAAUGUUAUCAAUCUUCCAAAAGAAGAGAUAAGGAUGAAGAAUAAGGCAGAAGUUGGACCAAAACUGCCAGUACCUGAGCAAGAAUACAACGUUGAUUCUCAGGGCAAUGUAGCAUUCGAUGAAAAGGCAAUAGAAUAUCUGUGUGGUAAGAGAGGUGUUAAGCGAAAAAAUAAGGACUUUGAUGAAGCAAAUAUCAUUGAAAUAAAUGGAGAGGACAUCAAACCAGAUGAAAGAGAGUGGCUCGUCAAAGCCCUAACAGAAGAACCAGCUGAAAGACCCGUUUCCAUGGAAGGAGCUGGGCCUAGUAGUCAGUCAAGGAAAAAACACCAGAUUACGUACUUGGCACAUCAAGCUAAAGCUAUGGAGGUCGAACUCAAAAAUCAGUGGGCUCAGAAUAGGGUCACCCGAAAACAGACUCAGUCCAAAUAUGGAUUCUAAACUAUUUGUAACUAUAUUUAGCAAUUAAAAGUUAGUAUGUAUUCAUACAACAAAUCCCUCUUACAAAUAGACUGGCUGGACGAUGUAAUAUAGAAUUCAUUUUAAAUAAAUCAUCAAUAAUUUUUUAAUCAAUCAUUGCAUUUCACCACAUAUUUUGUUUUAGAAUUAUUCUUUAUACAAUGAAACGUGAUGGUGGUUAAAUUAAAUUGGAUGUGAAUACAGAAUGAUGAAGUACAAGUGAAUAAUAGUAUGUGAUUAGAUAUUUCUCCUUUAUGCCCAGCAAAGAAAAUUUGUAAGAAGUGUUAACGAUAUAAUAUAGACUUUUAAACAAUU